GGCCCUGCGAUGGGGAAUGGGGGACAGGAAAGCCAGGGGUCUGGGGACCUCACACCCGACAGGGCGCUGCCCGACCCGCCUGAGGACCAGCCUGAGGACCCGCCUGAGAACCAGCCUGAGGGCGUGAAGCAGGGCGGCACGGUGCUGAUCUCCCUCCUGUCUGGGGCUCUCGCUGGUGCCGUCGCCAAAACUGUCGUGGCUCCUCUGGACCGAACCAAGAUCAUCUUCCAAGUGUCUUCAAACAGAUUCUCUGCUAAGGAGGCGUACCGGCUGAUCUACCGCACGUACCGGCAGGACGGGCUGCUGAGUCUGUGGAGGGGCAACACCGCCACCAUGGUGCGGGUCAUCCCCUACGCCGCCAUCCAGUUCUGCGCCCACGAGCAGUACAAGGGCCUCCUGAGAGACCACUUCCCCGGGAGGACCCUGCCGCCGUUGCCGCGCCUCGUGGCCGGGUCGCUGGCCGGGAUGACGGCCACCCUGCUCACCUACCCUCUGGACAUGGUGCGCGCCCGCAUGGCCGUCACGCCGAAGGAGAUGUACAGUAACAUCGCGCAGGUGUUCAGGCGGAUCUCGCGGGAGGAGGGUCUGCGGACGCUAUAUCGUGGGUUCCUGCCCACCAUCCUGGGCGUGGUCCCGUAUGCUGGGCUCAGCUUCUUCACCUACGAGACCUUCAAGGAGUUCCACAGAGAGCUGACCGGGCGGCCCCAGCCCAACCCGGGCGAGCGGCUGGUGUUCGGGGCGUGUGCGGGCGCGGUGGGCCAGUCCGCCUCCUACCCGCUGGACGUGGUGCGCCGGCGCAUGCAGACGGCGGGAGUCACCGGCCACGCCUACACCUACGCCGGCAUCGCGCGCACCGCGCGGCAGAUCGUCCGCGAGGAGGGCGUGGUGCGUGGGCUCUACAAGGGCCUCAGCAUGAACUGGGUCAAGGGCCCCAUCGCCGUGGGCAUCAGCUUCACCACCUACGACAUGAUCCGGGCUCUGCUGCUCGACCUCCGCCGCCUCGGCUAGCCUGCUGGGCUGCGGAGGGGCUGUGGG
Molecule: messenger RNA, 1035 nt
Organism: Conger conger (European conger)
Lineage: Eukaryota; Metazoa; Chordata; Actinopteri; Anguilliformes; Congridae
Gene: slc25a42
Product: solute carrier family 25 member 42
Exons: 7
Coding region: 10-1008 (332 amino acids)
Biological process (GO): transmembrane transport
Cellular component (GO): mitochondrial inner membrane
Source: RefSeq, a predicted model, not a curated record